Molecule: messenger RNA, 2025 nt
Organism: Parastagonospora nodorum SN15
Lineage: Eukaryota; Fungi; Ascomycota; Dothideomycetes; Pleosporales; Phaeosphaeriaceae
Exons: 1
Coding region: 1-2025 (674 amino acids)
Biological process (GO): maturation of 5S rRNA; mRNA cis splicing, via spliceosome
Cellular component (GO): U4/U6 x U5 tri-snRNP complex
Source: RefSeq, a predicted model, not a curated record
AUGGCGGACCUGUCCAUUGAUGAGGCGAACAAGAUUCGUCUAUCUAUGGGCCUACCUGCUCUUCCUGGAGGAUCUGCGCCCAACACAUCCGGCCCGGCUUUCAAGCCUGCGAAAGAAAGCGACGACUCGGACGAAGAGCCUGCAAGUACCAUCGACACUCGCCAGGCGGCGGCAUAUGACAACUGGAAGAAGCUGCAAGAUGAGGCCGAGGCCAAGAAGAAGCGCGAAGAGCGUACGGCCGCGAUCAAGAAGGAGCGCGAAAAGGCCGCGCGCUUUGCCAAGCUCGAUGGCAAAGGCCUUGCAGAUGAGGCGAAUGAGGAUGACGACCUGGCAUGGCUGAAGACCAGCAAGAAACGCCAAAAAAAGAUUGCCAAGGCCGAGCAAACGCAGAAGGAACUCGAGGAGCGGGAGCGCCAGGCACGCGAAGCCAUGCAGUACACCGAAGCCGAUCUAGCAGGAAUCAAAGUGGGACACGAGGUCGACCAAUUUGACGACGAAGACCAGAUUCUAGUGCUCAAGGAUACAGCGGUCGACGCGGAAGACGAUGACGAGCUCGAGGCGGUGGCGCUCAGAGACAAGGAGAGGCUGCAGGAGCGACUCGACUCGAAGAAGCGAAAGCGCGCAUACGACCCGAACGACAUGGACGAGUCAGGGCAGAAGUCCAUUUUGGCGCAGUAUGACGAAGAGAUCGAGGGCAAGAAGGGCAAGAUCUUCACAUUGGAUGGCAAAGGCCGAACCGUGGAAGACACCCAAGCCGAUGCCCCGGCGGCUGCAAAGGCAAAAAAGGUUGCUAUCAGUCUCGACAUUCUCAAAGAAGAAGCGCCAGCCAACGAUUACAUGGAUGUCUCUGAGGUCAAAAUGAAGAAGCCAAAGAAGAAGAAGUCCAAAAAGGCGAAGAGAGAGCGCAUUGAGGAUGAGGACGAGAUGCUUACAGUCCCGGUAGAGGAGGCCGCAGCAGAUGACAUGGAUAUCGAUGGAGGUGAAGUUGCGGUGCCCAAGCAAAAGAAGAAGAGCAUCUUCGACGAAUCCUUCAUCGAGGACGAUGAUCUCCAAGCCAACCUCGCAGCGCAACGACAAAAGGCCCUCAAGAAGCGCAAGAAGAUGCGACCCGAAGACAUUGCACGACAACUGCGCGAGGAGGCCUCCGCCCCAGGCACGCCUGACGUCAUGGAGACGACGGAAGAGUACGCCGACUCGGCUUUGAUCAUUGAUGAGACCACCGAAUUUGUGCAGAACUUGGGCACCAACGUCGGUGAGGACGAAGACGAGGCACGCAGCAAGCGCAGGAAGUCUAGCCGCCUAUCCGCGGGUAUCAAAUCAAUGGGCGACAGGUCAGCUGCAGACGAGGAUGGUGACGUUGACAUGACUCAAUCAUAUGCCGAAGCAGCAGAGGCAGAAGAGGCCCGGGACCGCAGUGUAUCACGUGCGCGAUCGACUGGCAUAACAGACACUGGCCUUGAAGCCGAGAAGACUGUCGACCAAGGACUUGGUGCUACUCUUGCCCUUUUGAGGCAGCGAGGCAUAGUGAGCGGGACUGACGCUGGUGAUAAGAAUACGUCAUACCGCGAUCGCCAGAAGUUCUUGGCCGACAAGCUGAAAGCUGAGGCGGACGCAGAGCGACAGAGGAAAAUGGGACGCGAGCGCGAACGAGGCUCUGCACGCUGGAAUACCAUGACUCCCCGCGAACGCGAGGAGUGGGCCCGCAAGGCGAACACCAAUGCCGACGUGAGCGAAAGCAGGAGGCUUGCCGAUAUCUUCAACAAAGAGUACAAGCCCAACGUCGAGCUGACCUACGUCGACGACCACGGACGCACUAUGAACCAAAAGGAGGCCUUCAAACAGCUGAGUCAUCAGUUCCACGGCAAGGGCAGCGGAAACACGAAGACAAAGAAGUAUCUUGACAAGGUUGCUGCCGAGAAGAAGAAAAUGUCCGAGAGUUCGCUUGAGGCUGGCCAUGGCGGUAUUGGUAACGCACAGGAUCAGCAAGCGAAGAAGCUGAAGACUGCUGGUGUAAGGUUGCAGUAG